AUGACAGACUUUAUGAUACAAAGCAUACGCGGUAACCAUUCGGCUAUCAAACCUUCAUCUGAGUAGGAGUCUGUCGUGUUAUUAGAGGGAGUUUUAGGUACAUAACGCAUUAGCUUGGAACAUAUGAGGACUGCAAGGUGUGUAUCUUUUAUAGAUAGAGGAAGAACCAUGACUGAACUUCUUGAAUUCAAACCAGAAGUUGCCACAGAAGCUGACUUGGAGGGCGAGGCGAACUGCGACAAAAAUCCCGGCCAUAAUGGUUUUAUCCCAUUUCAAGACUUUUCCAUGGACCAUCUACCAUCGGUAUGGCAAGAGAGGAGGGUGUUUGAAUAUAUCAGAAGUUUUGGUGAAAGGGUUGUUCGUUUGGUUGUUAAGUAUGAUAAUGGUUCUUUUAGGUAUGGGUCUGGUCUUGUCGAAAAAUGGGAAGAUAAAUAUGUCAUAGCAACAAAUAAUCACGUGAUCGAAAAUGACACCCAGGCUAAACGAUGUCUUAUUGAAUUCAACUUCAAUAGAGAUGACAGCUCAGACGUAAUAGUGUGUGAAGGUACAGGCCUAUUGGAGACAUCCAAAACGCUGGAUAAAACUUUAAUUACAUUUCUACACGUACCCCAAACAAUUCAAGAAAUCUAUAUGGUGGAUGAAAGCUUGUUUAUUCCGGAAGUAGUAACCGUGGAUGACGAUGGACAAGCCCACAGCUACCAAUCUUUAACCAUGCCAUACACAGUUAAUAAUUUACCAAUCCUUGCAAUGCCCCUUAGAUUUGAUUUGAAUAAGAUGAGAGAAACUUCGAUUGAAUUCUAUGACGGAACCGUGAGUAAAAUGGCGAGUGAGAUAAUUAAAUUUGAACCUGUUCCAAGUGAAAUUGAACCAAGAAAUCCGAAUGUAAAAGACAUUCAACCGAAUAUCUUAGUUAGGGACACCAACGGUCAGAUGAAGACCAUGACUGGUAACAUAGAGUUUAUUGAAGGAAAAGUCUUUAUAAAACUACCAGAAGCUCUUACUAAUGAAGAAGCUCAACAAUGCACAGUUACUUUUUCUGAUGGCUGUGUUAGUAAAGGUACGGGGGUGCACUUUCUACCCACAACUCUAGCCACCGCUAAUUUGCAAGGUCUGGAUAUAAAUAUUGGCAAACUUCUGACCCUGGGUAUUCCAGAAAUAAAGAGAUUUGCCAAUAAUCCAUUCUGGAAUCUACAUUUUAAACCGACUCCCCCGGGUCUUGAAAAUCAGUUGAGUAUUCAGAGUACGUAUAAUACAGAGGAACGGCGGCAAAUUAAUACAGCAAUCGCCAUUGGACACCCUCAUGGUGGAAAGAAAAUGGUUACGAUUGGCAGAGAUUUAGCAUUCAAUCUAGAACCAGCCGUAACGGAAUUGCGAUGCAGUAUCGCGUAUUCAUGUCAAACCUGCCCUGGAUCCAGUGGUUCACCAAUACUAUAUUUACGCAGCUGGAGAUGGUACGUGCAUUGUCUUGGACUUCGGGCAAACGAAUUUCAAGAUGAGGUUGUUGAGACUGGAAAUGUUAAUAAAGCUUGGUGGUGGAAGCAGUAUACUUCAGACAUUCUUGUAGACCAGCACGUGUAAAUCAUUGUUUGGGGAAAAUUUAUUCCCUCAGAAUAACCGACAUUAUCUAUAUACAUAUAAUACUCAUUAGUUUUGGUUUACAUAUUCCCUAUCUUUAUUAAGCAGUAGAAGUAAUAUAACAAUACUCAUAUGGCUGUUAGGUUGACUACUGCAGUUAUUUUUAAUACAAUCUUCCAUCAAAAUCAAAAUAAUGCAUCCCGUAUUAUUACCCAAACUAAAACUACAAGGCAAGUCACCCCGUGCUUCAUGGUCUUACACUCUUAAAUCUCUACUUCCCCUUUACACAGCAAUCCUUACCCCUUCAUGUCUCAAUAUAUCCGGCAAACGUUCCUUUUCCUUUGCUGUUGCAUUUCAUGGAAUUCUCUCCUUCCACACGUUUAUAUUGUUAAGCUAUUCAACUGCUAUUUAUUCAUGUAAACAUAGAUUAAAGAACCGUCUUUUUUAAAAUCACAAGGGUUCUUAGGCUUUAAUGCUUCAAAUUUAGGGGUUUUUUUUAUAGAAGUUAUAUUAUACUUUUUUUAUAUUUAUUUUACAUUUUUAGUCCGGUAGUUGUACAUUUUACGUUUUAAUUCUUAUGCUGUAUUGAAAUUGAUUACUGGAAAGUAGACGCUAUAUGAAUAUUUUAUUAUUAUUAUUUAUAUAACUAUUAUUGUUAUUAAAUAUUACAUGAAAUCAGCCCAGUUGAAUACUUUCUGUGACAUAAAUCAAAGGGGUUUAAGAGCGUGUC
Molecule: messenger RNA, 2305 nt
Organism: Patella vulgata (common limpet)
Lineage: Eukaryota; Metazoa; Mollusca; Gastropoda; Patellidae
Exons: 2
Coding region: 124-1578 (484 amino acids)
Source: RefSeq, a predicted model, not a curated record